ACAUACCAAAGUUAGUUCCCUCCAAAUGGAGCUAUUGUUCGCAUCUGUUGACCCGUUUCUUCGUUCAUCAGUGGAUUGCCCCAACAACAUACGCAGCCCCGAACGCCUCCCCGUCCGUCUUCUAAUAAUUCCUCACACAUAUCUCCCCCCCUUCAUCGAGCGGUGGGAUGGGCUGCAUCACCACGCGCAUCAUAUUCCGGUGUCAUGAAUCAAGAGCUUGGGCUGUGGGGCCAUGAUGGUAGUACGGGGAGGAUUGCUGAUGACGAAGGCGAUGCGGAAGAGGACAUUGUAUAUGACGACGAUGAGGACGAGUUUGGACUUCCAAGCAUUGCAAGUAUGCGGAAGAGACAAAGUCGGAAAACCGACGUUUUUCAGCCCAAAGCUGCUCCGCUUGGUAUACUUGAGGACAAACCUUCAACUCUUGGGGUGAACAUAUCAAGCAAUAGACAGCGAGCAAAUAGCUCUGAUAUCGCCGAAGAACGUGAUAUUCCACUAUACCCAACGACUAGGAAGGGGGAUGGUAAAAUUUUGCGGCCUCAGUACAAAGAUAUCUUGAAAGAUCCGGCGAACGCCUUAAAUAUCAUCAAUCAUACCACACCCCCAAAGAGUGCAUCGCCGAAAGAGAUGGACGCGUAUACAAGUCGCAUAUCAAGGAUCAACAAAUUUAAGCGUCUCCUGCAGGCGAGCAUUGUGCCACUAACGGAUUUGAGAAACCUCGCUUGGUCGGGCGUCCCUGAUGAAGUACGAGCUAUGACUUGGCAACUCCUUCUCGGUUAUCUUCCCACAAAUAGCGAACGGCGUAUUGCGACUCUUGAACGAAAACGAAAAGAGUAUUUAGACGGGGUUCGGCAGGCAUUUGAGCGCAAUAGUGCUGCGACCGCCGGAAUUCCACCACCUUCAACUACUGGGCGUGGCCGGGGUCUUGAUGAGGCAAUUUGGCAUCAAAUCAGCAUUGAUGUUCCUCGCACCAGCCCUCAUAUCCAACUCUACAGUUAUGAAGCCACUCAGCGAUCAUUGGAAAGGAUACUGUAUCUAUGGGCGAUCCGACACCCCGCUAGCGGUUAUGUUCAAGGUAUAAAUGACCUUGUUACACCGCUAUGGCAAGUGUUCCUAGGGGUUUAUGUUACGGAUCUCAAUGUUGAAGAGGGUAUGGAUCCCGGCCAACUUCCUCGGAGUGUGCUGGACGCGGUGGAGGCGGAUUCAUUCUGGUGCCUGACCAAACUACUGGAUGGAAUUCAGGACAACUACAUCUAUGCCCAGCCUGGCAUUCAAAGGCAAGUAAGGGCUUUGCGUGAUUUGACCAUGCGUAUUGAUGCAACCCUCGCGAAACACCUAGAGCAAGAGGGUGUUGAAUUUAUGCAAUUCAGUUUUCGGUGGAUGAACUGUUUACUCAUGCGUGAAAUGAGUGUGCAAAACACAAUAAGAAUGUGGGACACGUAUAUGGCCGAGGAACAGGGCUUUUCGCGAUUCCAUCUGUACGUCUGUGCGGCAUUCCUUGUCAAAUGGACAGACCAAUUGGUGAAAAUGGAUUUCCAGGAAAUUAUGAUGUUUCUCCAAGCCCUCCCGACGAGGGACUGGACAGAGAAAGACAUUGAGCUACUUCUCAGUGAAGCAUACAUCUGGCAAAGUCUCUUUCAAGAUUCUCGGGCCCACCUUCGUCCAAACACGGGUGAUCAUUUGCCCGAUAACGGAUUUCAAUAACAGCCUUGCUGUGCCUUUGUUAUGGGAACAUUACAAGCCUUGUGAACGAGUCUCCUGCAGCCAGAGCUUUGAAAUCGAAUUCCAAAUGUAGAUUAUGUCCACAUUCCGAUCGCCUCGGAUGAUGCCGCAAUGAACAACCCAAUCUGAUUGCCUGUUGGUAUCCGCUUGGUCUCGACGUUCCAGACUGGGCCACCAUCAUCAGGAACGCCAGAUAUCGCUGGCAUGGCUGUCUACCUGGGACGGUAAAUUCCUAUCUGCGACUAUUGAAGAUAAUGAAGAAGUACUCUCUUGUUGACGUUGGCGAUGACUGGUGCAGCUGGUGCGACUGUAAGACUAAAGCUAGGUUAGGUGAAGGAGCCGGAUUAUAUGCGGGAGAUCAUAUAUAUGUUCAAUGAUCUCACCGACAAUAUAGAAACAAAUCUUGGUAUAUACUUAGGAGCGAAACAAUU
This is a messenger RNA of Aspergillus versicolor CBS 583.65, 2150 nucleotides long. Its product is annotated as GTPase-activating protein GYP1. Gene Ontology annotation, biological process: activation of GTPase activity. The record is from RefSeq and is a predicted model, not a curated record. Gene Ontology annotation, cellular component: Golgi apparatus. Bases 205 to 1701 code for a protein of 498 amino acids. Gene Ontology annotation, molecular function: GTPase activator activity. The transcript has 4 exons. Lineage: Eukaryota; Fungi; Ascomycota; Eurotiomycetes; Eurotiales; Aspergillaceae.